ACACUGAGUGAUCUGUGACAUUUAAAUGAACAAAAAAUAUUUUCAUUUACCCUUGAAGUUCCUUAAUGCAUAAAUACUUGAAACAUUUCCACAGAACAGUUCCUUUUGCAUACAAUCAAUAAAUACAAUAAACACAAACAGAUGAGGAACAAAACACAGUUCACUCCAGAUUAUAAACUAGUACUAGUUUGUUGGCAUCUUGACAUCACCAAAACCCACUGAAGGUGUAAAUAUAUAGAAUAUAAAUAUAGAAAGGAGAUCAACCUGCAAAAUGCACAGAAAAGAUGGACAAACCACUAAUCUCCACGAAAAUGAUGACGUUAUAAAAGAAAGUGUUUGUGUGAAGAUCAGAAGCUCCAGAGCAGCUGCAGUGUGUUUGGUGCUGCUGUGUGUUCUUCUGCUGACUGCAGUCAUAGUGCUGUGUGUCCAUAUCCAUACAAAGAGCUCAAACUACACACCAGAGACACACCAGCUACUAACUAACAUCACCAACCUCUCAGAAGAGAGAAACCAACUACUAACCAUGAUUACCAACCUCACAGAAGAGAGAGAUGGGCUGAAAAUAAAGAACAAAAACCUGACCAAUGAGAGAGAUCAGCUACUAACUAACAUCACCAACCUCUCAGAAGAGAGAGAUGGGUUGAAAAUAAAGACCAAAAACCUGACCAAUGAGAGAGACCAGCUAAAAUUGGAGAAAAAUGAUCUUCAAAUGAUUGUUGGUAAACUGGCAGAAGGAUGGAUUUACUCUAAGUCCAGUCUUUACUUCAUUUCCUCUGAAGUGAGGAACUGGACUGAGAGCAGAAGAUACUGUACAGAGAGAGGAGCAGAUCUGAUCAUCAUUAACAACCGAGCAGAACAAGAAUUUGUCAGUUUUGAUGGUUUCUGGAUUGGUCUGACUGACAGUGAUGUGGAGGGCAGAUGGAAAUGGGUUGAUGGCACCAACAUGACCUCUGGGUUCUGGGCAACUGCACAGCCUGAUAAUUCCAAUGAUGAUGAAGACUGUGCUUAUGCUUUUUCAUCAGGAUGGAAUGAUUAUCCGUGUAAAAGAGCAAUAAGAUGGAUCUGUGAGAAGACUAUUUUUAAAUGACACAUUUCAACAAAUAUGUGAGCAUAAUGCAUUAUGAACACACAAGCAACUCAUAAUAAUCUAAUAAAGCAAAAUGUAAUAACU
Megalobrama amblycephala (Wuchang bream) is the source of this 1171-nucleotide messenger RNA. Its product is annotated as hepatic lectin-like. Gene Ontology annotation, cellular component: external side of plasma membrane. The record is from RefSeq and is a predicted model, not a curated record. Bases 272 to 1087 code for a protein of 271 amino acids. Lineage: Eukaryota; Metazoa; Chordata; Actinopteri; Cypriniformes; Xenocyprididae. Gene Ontology annotation, molecular function: fucose binding; D-mannose binding. The transcript has 5 exons. Gene Ontology annotation, biological process: biological process involved in interspecies interaction between organisms.